Messenger RNA from Olea europaea var. sylvestris, 813 nucleotides. RefSeq lists its product as uncharacterized. The coding region runs from base 1 to 813 and encodes 270 amino acids. The record is from RefSeq and is a predicted model, not a curated record. The transcript is spliced from 4 exons. NCBI's taxonomy places the organism in Eukaryota, Viridiplantae, Streptophyta, Magnoliopsida, Lamiales, Oleaceae.
AUGGCUGGAGUUGGGACAAAUAAGCAAAAAGGAUUUGAGAUAACUGAUGAUAAGGUACUUAUAUAUAAAGGUAGAAUAUGUGUUCCUAAAGAUGAAGGAUUAAGGAAAGAAAUUCUCGAAGAAGCACACUCUACCGCUUAUACGGCACAUCUAGGCGGUACAAAAAUGUAUCUAGACCUUCGAAAUAUAUUUUGGUGGAGAAAUAUGAAAAGAAAAAUAGGACUUUUUAUACUCGAAGAUAUGUUAAGAGCUUGUGUACUAGUUCUCAGUGGUAGCUUGGAAUCACACUUGCCUUUAGUAGAAUUUGCCUAUAACAAUAGUUUUCAAGCAACUAUAGGCAUGGCACCUUACGAGGCACUAUAUGGUAGGAAGUGCAGAUCACCUAUCUGCUGGGAUGAGGUUGGAGAGAGAAAGAUUCUUGGACCUGAGAUCAUAGACCGAACAGUACACGUUGUGGAAAAGAUUCGAGACAGAGUUAAGGUUGCUCAAAACAGGCAAAAAAGCUAUGUCGAUAGAAGAAGAAAAGAUCUCGAGUUCCAAAUUGGUGACAAAGUAUUUCUGAAAGUAGCUCCAAUGAAGGAAAUACUUAGAUUUGGAAAGAAAGGAAAAUUGAAACCAAAAUUCAUUGGACCAUUCGAUGAUCCUUGUCAUGUGAUCAACCAUCAAAAUUUAGAAGUACAACAUGAUUUAACCUAUGGAGAAAUGCUAUUGAGGAUAUUAGAAAGAAAGAUUCAUGCACUGAGAAAUAAGGAAAUUCCCUUAACCAAGAUUUUGGUCGAAGCAAAUCAUGUGGAAUUUGAAUUCUUUAAUUGA